Messenger RNA from Eutrema salsugineum, 1053 nucleotides. RefSeq lists its product as uncharacterized. The record is from RefSeq and is a predicted model, not a curated record. NCBI's taxonomy places the organism in Eukaryota, Viridiplantae, Streptophyta, Magnoliopsida, Brassicales, Brassicaceae. The transcript has a single exon. Bases 1 to 1053 code for a protein of 350 amino acids.
AUGGAUCGUGACUUGUGGCUUCAAUUUCAACAUCUGGACCUGGGUUCCGCUCUCCAACCUCUACAGCUGUCCACUGAUACUCGCCAAAGACAAGCAAAUGAAAAUCGCUUAAGUCUGGUAGUGCGUGGGCUUAAUCCGACUCAACAGAAUUUGACAUGGAUGCGAAAUACCCUUCCAAGAGCUUGGAGACUCCAUGACCGUGUUCGAGGGCAACUCAAUGAUGAUGGUACUAUCAGGUUUAUUUUUGAUGCAGAACAUCAUCUUCUAUCUGUAAUCGAGAGAGGCCCAUGGUCGUUUAAGGACUGGAUGGUUGUUAUGGAUCCAUGGUAUAGGAGAUUAUACCCUAAUUACCUACAAACCAUAUCCUUUUGGAUUCAAAUUUUUAAUCUUCCUGAUGAGUAUCGCAAUCAACGUGUGGUGGAAGAUAUCAGUCGUAGAAUGGGACAAUACGAAGGAUCUAGACUUGUGGAGCCAACCCGAGAUUCUCCAUCUGAAGUUUGGGUCCGAGUUAAAUUUAAUGCUUAUGAACCCUUCUACUUCGUUCGACAUGUCCAACUUGAAGAAGGGGGUCCUCCAGUUCUACUUAGAUUUGAGUAUCAGAGGCUUAAGAAGUUUUGUAGUACAUGUGGGCGCCUUACUCAUGAUGAAGCAAACUGUCCUCUGGCUCCGAUACCUGAGCUAGAACCACCACAAGAGCAGCCUGAUGUAAACCAGGAUAUCGACCAGCAGGUGGAGGGGCAAGAGUUACAUGAACCACAGCAAGAUCUUAAUGAAUAUGAUGAGCCGAUUGAGGAGAUACAUACAACAGAAUAUUUCCAUGAUGUUGUCCCUCCUCUGUUAAAUCACAUCAGAGUUCAGCCUGCAGUUACACUAUUCGGUCAACCAGGAGCUAUAGUUGAAGCGGGCUCUACAUCUGGACAAGAGUCAGGUACUAAGCGUAAAGCUGAAGAUCCUCCAAUUGAUGAAGCCAGUCCUUCUCAUAGACAGCGAAUCUCAGAAGAAACUGAUGCAACAGGCUUGGUGGUUGCCUUAAAACCACCAGAAGAGCCAUGA